AUGGGCCCUCGAUCCUUCGUGAUGGCCAAACCGCUGGUGGGCCCUGGCGUCGUCACCGUCACCCGCAAACCCGGAACCCACGCCCUGUCCAUCCGCACCGACUCGACCGUCUCGUCUUCGCCCACGGCCUCGCUGGCCGACUUUGAUGCCCGCGACGUCAAGAUGGCCAUGACCGACUGCCAGCCCCAACCAUUGACCGUCUCAAUACCCAAGAACAUCCCCAGUCCGCAAUGCCGGAAACCAAACCUGCAGGAGAUCCUCAGCAACACCGCCCCGCCGCCCUACACCCUCACCUCCUUCAUGGCCUUCCUGUCACAGAACCACUGUCUCGAGAACCUCGAAUUCACCAUGGACGCCUCCCGCUACCGCAAGCACUACUCCAAGAUGGUCAACCGCCAUCCCGGCAGCCCCGUCUCGCCAUUGUCCGAAGAGUGCGGCUACGUGCUGAUGCUCUGGCGUCGUCUAAUUGAUGCCUACAUCCGCGAGUCCGGCCCACGAGAAGUCAACCUUCCCGCCGAAGUCCGCGACAACCUGCUGAGCCUCUCCGACUCAUACGUCCCACCCCACCCAUCGUCAUUAGACAGUGCCGUGGCCAAGAUCAACGAGCUCAUGGAGGAGAGCGUACUGGUCUCAUUCCUCAACUCGGUCAGCCCACAGAGCGCCCACCCUGCUCUUGGCCACGACAGCUACGCCGGUAGCAACAUCUCGCGCUCAUCAACCCGCAGCUACGAGGAGCGGAGUAUGCUCUCCCGCUCGUCACAGCCGCCGGUGCCUGCCCACCAACGAGCGUCAGCACCGUCAUCACUGACGUCUGGCUUCAUGGCCUCGAGACCCUUCUCACACUCUCGCUUCCACUCCCAGCCGACCUCUUCCGGUCAAGCACACACUCGUGUUACAUCUGGCUACACUAGUGGCAGCGAUGCAUUGACCGAUGACUCUGGCAGCGCCAGCAGCCCGUCGGGCAUGAGCGACCCACUUACACCUCCGGGCACACCGCCCAUGAGCGAUUACCCCAUGGCCGACUUCCAUCAAGCCUACUACGACACUGGCUCGAAUAGCGGCACCCCCAGCCCUCGCAACAGCCGAGGAGAGCACAACGGCCUCGCCAGCGCUACCCGGGAUAGCUGGAAGCGAGUAAGCAGCAAGCUCUGGCCCAAGAAGAAGAGCGGAGGCCAGCUCCGAGACGACGAACCAGGCGUUGUUGAGGGUGGUUUGUUCUAA
Molecule: messenger RNA, 1221 nt
Organism: Alternaria rosae
Lineage: Eukaryota; Fungi; Ascomycota; Dothideomycetes; Pleosporales; Pleosporaceae
Product: RGS domain-containing protein
Exons: 3
Coding region: 1-1221 (406 amino acids)
Source: RefSeq, a predicted model, not a curated record